Messenger RNA from Seminavis robusta, 2467 nucleotides. NCBI's taxonomy places the organism in Eukaryota, Bacillariophyta, Bacillariophyceae, Naviculales, Naviculaceae. The record is from the annotation of a GenBank genome assembly.
AGAACGUGUACCACCAUAAUACCGAUGCCACCGCUGCCUACUUAGCCCCCCCCAGCCACCUGAGCAAAAGAGUUGUGGCACCUAAUCCAUUAUUUGCUGCUGGGAUGAUCGUGGGCGUCCACCUUUCCCGCUAGCUAGCUUGUCGGCCCCUGCCCUCUCCCUCCACUGGCGCUGUCUACUCUCUGCGUCCUCCCCUGCCUGCUGUCUCCUUCUGUUGGCCUGCUCAAAGGUGUUCAUUCCCUGCCCACUCAACCUUUUCUCGUGAUUCACGACACACCCAUACAGUAGUUCUUGCUACUAGUAACACAUCGUAGCCAUACCCAGUAGUAUCCAUUGCUUUAUGGGUUGAUUGACCACCAUGUCUAACAAUAACAACAAUGAUGAUGAUGUCGAUCUUCUCAAGAUUGUGGAGUUGAGAUUGCAGCUAGGAUAUUCAGAAGAUGAUCAAGAAAACGAUCAGUCCAAACAAACCCAAGAUGAUCAUGAUGGUGGUUCCUCGAGCCGUUCUCCUCCUGCCCCUAGUCUUGCUGCCACUGCUGCUGUCCCUCCUCUUAUUCCAACAUCAACCACCACAAGUGGCUAUCUUGCCAGAGAAAGCAGUGCUACUGCAAGUAUUGAGACAGCUGGAGACUUGGAGCUGGUAGAACUCACCCAAACAAAUGGCACAAUAUUACCGAUGGGUGACAACAACAGCCACGACAGAACCACAGAUGAUGCGCAUUUGCCACUACAUACAAUUCCAAUGAGGCAACCCGAGUAUUUUGGACAACCACAAACUUGUCCUGGUGCCUAUGCUGUUGUUGGUCCAUGUUUUGCUACUGACAGACAGAAUCAUUCGAAUGCCGGUAGAAAUACUGGUACGAACGAGGAAGGCCUUGACAAUUGGGUUGAAGAAAUUGCAGACAAUGAUGUCAUUGCGCAUCCUAUAGACGAUGAACAGCAGAUAGACCUGUUACCCAAUGCAGUGCCACUACCAACCAACCAGAAAUCCAAAGCCUACUACUGGAGGCAAAAGUUGCUUUGUUUCCUUUCCGUCGAGAUCAAUGUGGCUCUUUUUGCAUCCAAACAAGGAAACAGAAAUCAGCUACCAAAUCAAAAUGGAUCAAUUCCUAUUCCUGCAAGUCCUGUGGAAGUCGCAACAGCGCAGACAUUUUUGGAGUCACUCAAUCUACCUCAGUACACACAAAAGGCACUGGCAAACUCCAGAUCUCCUCAGUCCAAGGCCUAUCAAUGGCUGGUCAACAACAUCAACAACCAAUCCUUCACCCAACCAGAUCUACCAAAAUGGAGACUAAUACAAAGAUUUGCUAUGGCCACAUUCUACUAUUCCACAAGAGGGGAUUAUUGGGUGAAACGUCGUGGCUGGCUGGAUUGGGAGACUAAUGAAUGCAGCUGGGAACAAAUUUUAAUAUCCGCGAAUUUCUCAUUCUCUCCCGACCUGUGCUGUAACAAGAUGGGAGAAAUCAAAGCUUUGUCAUUUUGGUAUGCCAAUAACAUGGAAGGAACAAUUCCUCCGGAGAUUUCCUUGCUGGCGAAAAGCUUGCAGUCAAUCGAAGUGAAUCGGCAAUUGCAACUCAAGGGAACCAUCCCCACUGAGUUGGGACUGCUGACAAAAUUGACUCAGUUGAAGUUGUUUGUAACAAACAUUGAUGGCUCUAUUCCAACCGAGAUUGGUCAACUGGAGAGUCUUCAGUUGCUUAAAGUUGAUUUGACACCAAUUCACGGGCAUAUUCCUUCUGAGAUUGGACAACUGUACAACUUAUUGACAUUGGUUGUGGGGAGAGCUGAUCUAACAGGUUCAGUACCAGAAGUCAUUCACAAUACAAAACAGCUUCGCUCGCUUAGCCUAUUAAGCCAAAGCAGUGGGUCAGUAUUGUCAAUUCCAUCCGAACUUGGCGUGCUGACAGAACUGAAACGCCUCCAAUUGAGAGACUGGACAAAUCAGGGCACUAUCCCGAGUGAGCUUGGGCAGUUGACAAAGCUGACCACCCUGGACUUGCAUGGGAACUCUAUCUCUGGAUUUAUGCCACGUGAGGUCUUUGAACUGACAGAGCUGACCAUCUUCGAGCUUGGCUCCAACCAGUUGCAGGGCACACUACCACCUGCUCUCUUUUCCAAACUUUCCCACUUGAAGUUCAUAUACAUCAACGACAACCUGUUCUCGGGCACUGUUCCUACAGAUGUGGGUCAAUUGUCUGAUCUCAGGAAACUGGAAAUGCAAAGUACUGCUCUAUCUGGCACCCUCCCUACAGAAAUACUCAUGCUGGAGCACCUGGAAAACUUGGUAGUCACAGACACAUCCUUGUCCGGCAGCAUCCCUGAAGAGCUGUGUGACAGAAUGUACCAGCAGGAAGUGAAAUGCUAUGGUCCUCCACCGUGUAAAGUCUUCCGAGUGAAUACCAGCACAACUGCUUGCCAUGGCACUUCCCUCUGUGGAUGUGAUUGUGGUCCUUGCAAACUUAAUUAA